This is a messenger RNA of Tilletiopsis washingtonensis, 1629 nucleotides long. RefSeq lists its product as hypothetical. Lineage: Eukaryota; Fungi; Basidiomycota; Exobasidiomycetes; Entylomatales. The record is from RefSeq and is a predicted model, not a curated record. The transcript has 4 exons. The coding region runs from base 17 to 1495 and encodes 492 amino acids.
UCCUCACACACCCAGCAUGGCCACCUCGCUCCUCUCGCGCCGCCUGCGGCUGCCGCGCGCCGGCCUCGUGCGCCACUACGCCGUGCCCAUCAACCCCAGCACGUCCGUCGACGCGCUGCUCGGCGUUGCCGCGCCGCCGCCGCCCUCGCUCGCCGCCGCCGCCGGGCUCGACGACGCCGCCGCCUUCCGCUCGCGCGAGCUCAUCACCGGCGCAUCGCGCCCCUUCAACCCCAACGACCUCUCCUCGCUGCUGCGCCCCAGCGGCAGCGGCAGCAGCGGCCGCUCCUCGUCCGCCGCCGCCGCCUCCACUUCGUCCAGUGGCGCCACGCGCCGGCCGUCGCCGCUGCACGCCAUCCCCACGCGCAACCUCGAGCUCGAGGGCGCCUUCAUCGCGCCCGAGCCGCCGCUGCCGCCGCCGGCUCUGCCGCGCGAGAAGCCGCAUCCGCUCGACCGCAGCGCACCCAACCCGCUCGACGAGCGCAUCCUCGCCAUUGCGCGCAGCCUGCACGCCGCGCAGGCGCAGCAGCAGCAGCAACAGCAGCAGGGCGACGCACGCGUGCUGCCGCGCCUGCUGGCCGAGAUGGAGGAGCACGCGGGGCGUGUGAUGGACUUUGAGCUGCGCUACGAGUCGCGCCCCGCCGACGCACGCCGUGUCAAGCCGGCGCAGGCGGCUGCCGACGACGGCGUGCUGCUGGUGGCGUACGUGGCGGGCGUGGACGGCGCACGCGGCCAGGAGCGCAUCUCGCUCUGCUCUGGCUUUGGCGUCGAGGGCGGCGAGGCGCUGGCCGACGGGCAGGGUGGAGCGCUGAUCGUGACAUGCGCGCACACGCUCCAGAGCGCCCUGCCGCGCACUCCGCUGCACUCCUCCACGAACCACUCGGACGGCGCGUCCGUCGCCUUUGUCCUGACGCGCCGCGGCUCCGUGCUGCCCAUCUCGCGCGUGCUCUCUUCGCAAGUCGGCGCCGAUCUGCUGCUGCUGCAGCUCGGCGCGCCCGUCGGCGGCGCACCAGACGUCUCUGCCGCGCCGAUUCGCACACUGCCCAUCUCGCCCUACCCCGCCACGGUCGGCACGCAUCUGCACGUCUCGACGUUCACGGCCUUUGAGGCAGACGUCAGCACGGCAGACGACGCGCGCGUGGAGCACGACGAGAAGCGUGCAGAACAGAUGCAGCGCCUGCAGGCACGGCGCCGCUGGGGCGAGGCGCGGCUGGUGGAGUACAAGGACCCGAUGGGCCAGGAAGCACGGACGGGCACGUAUGACGACCUCUCUUCGCUCGACUUCCAGCUGCUGCCCUCGCACGCGCCCACACUGCACACCUCCUUUCCGCCCGCCGGCUCCUCGGGCGGCCCGAUCGUCGAUGAGGCCGGCGCCGUCGUGGGCGUGACGCGCGGCAGCCGGGCCAGCGUGCUGGACGGCAUGCGCGGCUUUGCCACGCCCAGCGAGAGGAUAUACGAGUUCUUCGCGCUGCCGGGCUUGGGCAAGAAGAAGACCUAGACGCACUCUUGCACAGCAUCUCACCCACAUCGUCGCGCUCCAGCCUCAUCCGUUCAUCUCCUCCCUGUCUCAUCCCGCUUCUCCGCAUCUUCCAUACCAUCGCCCCAUCAGCUGAAUUCUAUCAAGUUACGCCU